AUGAGGCCUUUGCCCAUUCUCCUAUUCGUUUCCCUGCUCGGGAUGGCGUUAGCCGCGCACGUACAAAUCCCGCUACGCCGCGUCAAGUCGAUGAUGGAGAAAUUGAUGGAAGAGGGGAAAUGGGAAACCUACCAGAAGAAGCGGGACGAGUACCGGAAGAGAUUGCCGCACGAGCUCAUCAGCGGCAGUCAAAUCGCCUACGAUUACGGAGAUAUCGUUUACAUCGGUCAACUCUCAAUCGGUACCCCGGCACAGCGCUUUAACAUGAUUCUAGACACCGGUUCCUCCGAUUUAUGGGUACCCGAUUCGAGCUGCGGCGGGAUCCCUGGAUGUCCGGACUAUUGCAAUAAGUUGCCCAAGGAUCAAUGCCCGCAAUUCUGCGACCCGGCCAUGUGUUGCCCGGGCAGCAGCACGCUGCCGUUGAACGCACGUGUCGGCAUUCAACUCGAUCAGAAUCCAUGCGAUUUGAAACAUCGCUUCAACUCCUCAGCCUCUUCAAGCUAUCAGAAGAACGGACAACAAUUCACGAUUCAAUACGGAACCGGAUCAGCGCAAGGAUUUCUAGGGCAGGACGUUGUUUGUCUCGGUGACUCGAAUGUGUGCUACUCGAAGCAACUCUUCGGUCAGGCCACUCAGAUUGCGGAUUUCUUCGAGAAUCAACCAUGUGACGGAAUCUUCGGAAUGGGUUGGCCGGCGUUGUCCGUCGACCAGGUGCCGCCAUUACUCAACAACGUCGUCUCGCUUCUCGAUCAGCCGCUCUUCAACGUGUGGAUGGAUCGCAAGGGCACUCAGCAGGACGUGGUGGGCGGCUUGUUCACCUAUGGAGCGUUGGACAGUGUCAACUGUGACACAUCAAAAAUCGUCUACACGCCGAUCACAUCGCAAACCUAUUGGCAAUUCGCAAUUCAGGGUGUCUCUCAAGGUGCCUACAGUAGCAAGAUGACCUAUCAGGUGAUCUCGGACACAGGCACCUCGUUAAUCGGCGCUCCUCAAGCUGUCGUUGAUGCAAUUGGGAAACAACUCGGCGGCACUUAUAGCCCUUUCUAUGGAGCCUAUACAAUCGACUGCAACGCCACCCCGGACGAUAUUGUGAUCACGAUCGCCGGGCAACCUUUCAACAUCAGUUACAAGGAUUAUAUCGUCUCUCUAAACGGCGAUUGUGUCAUCGGAUUGUUUGGUUUCACUUUUGGCGGCUUUGGACCCCAAUGGAUUCUUGGUGAUCCGUGGAUCCGCUCCUUCUGCAACAUCUACCAUAUCGGUGGUGUGAAAAUCGGCUUUGCUCCAGCCUAUCACUCAUCG
Molecule: messenger RNA, 1299 nt
Organism: Mesorhabditis belari
Lineage: Eukaryota; Metazoa; Nematoda; Chromadorea; Rhabditida; Rhabditidae
Source: the annotation of a GenBank genome assembly